Mytilus trossulus (common blue mussel) is the source of this 1869-nucleotide messenger RNA. RefSeq lists its product as uncharacterized. Gene Ontology annotation, molecular function: zinc ion binding. The transcript is spliced from 9 exons. The coding region runs from base 1 to 1851 and encodes 616 amino acids. The record is from RefSeq and is a predicted model, not a curated record. NCBI's taxonomy places the organism in Eukaryota, Metazoa, Mollusca, Bivalvia, Mytilida, Mytilidae.
AUGGCACAAGUUUCGGCCCAUACAUGUUCAUUAUGUGAUGAAAAUAAUGGAGCAUAUUACUGUUAUGAAUGUCAGCAAGCUCUAUGUACAGUGUGUCGCAACAGACAUGGUAAGAUUCCAGCUCUAAGUGGGCACACGGUCGCUGAUAUUAACAUAGUUAACCUUUCGACCGUCAACAAAACAAAUUCUUGUGAUACACACAACAAAGAAAUUCAGUUUUAUUGCACGGAAUGCAGUGAUCUUAUUUGCAGUAAGUGUGUAACAUCGACACACAAAUCCCACUCAAUUUCAGACAUUACUGAUGUAGUUUUAGAAGAAAGGGAAAAGGCUAAGGAGAAUAUCAAAGAAUUGAAGUUGAAAACUGAGGCAAUAUCCAGCCUGCAAGAAAAAAUAAGACGUGAACAUAUUGAAAAACUUCACGUUGAAAGCAAAAAUUGUAUUGAACACAUGGAAUCUGUCUGUAAAGAUCUACAUUCCUUUAUAGAAGCAAAGGGUAGUAUGAAAACAACCGAGGUAGAGGAUAAUGAAAACAUUGAAACAUCUAACUUCGAAGCAUUUCUAAAGAAUACUGAUUUGAUUCAAAAACAAUACGUACACAUAUUAACAGAACUUGAGAAUCUUUUAGUAGAGAAACACGACAUAACAUUUUAUUCGAGUUAUUUAUCAAUUCAAAGUAAUAUUCAAACAUUGGUUAAUAUACCCGAAGAACCACCCUUUGCACAAGUACCAAGUUUUGAUGAUGAAGUCUUGUAUAGAGAAGCUAUGGAACAUAUGGAGUCAAAGAUUGACAAGAGCUUAUGUCAAAACUGCUCUGUUCAGAAGAAGAAAAUAGAAGAUUUACAGUUAGAAUACAAAAUUUGCAAGGAAACUUUUCACAGAGGCUUAGAAACAAAAGAUGAGGAACUCAAAACGGUAUCAGAAAAUGUCAAAUUAUUACAAGAAGAGAUGACCACAAUGCAGUCAACUUUUGCGAGUGCAACAAACCAAAAAGAUGCACAGAAUAAGAAGCUUUCCGAAAACAUUGAAAGUUUGAAGAAGGAAAGUGCUAAUCCACAUCCUAUUCCAGAUAUGUCAAUGAUGAUGCGUAAUCGAAGGCCACCACUACCCAGCAGACCAGUUUUGCCAUCUAAGUGUGUGACAUCGACACACAAUACACAUCCUUUCUCAGAAAUAACCGACAGUGUGCUAAAAGAUAGAGAAAAAGCAACAAAAGUUAUCCAGAACUUGAAAUCGAAAAUAGAAGAAAUUUCAAACCUGCAAGAAAAAUCUAAAGGAAAUCACCUUAUACAACUUCAUAAAAAGAGUAAAGAAUGUGUUGAGCUGAUCGAAUCUGUCUGUAAAGAACUACAGUCGUAUAUAGAAUCAAAGCGGGAUAAUAAAACAAUCGAGAUAGAAGACAACGAAAACAAAGAGCAACGCAAUUUCGUGGCAUUUCUUGCGAACACUGACUUGGUUCAUAAACGAUACACACAUAUGCUAUCAGAACUUGAGAAUCUUAGGUCUGAGAAACAUGAUGUCACAUUUCACUCGUGCUAUAGAUCAAUACAAAGUGAAAUUCAGGAAUUAGUUGGAAUACCCAACGAACCGCGUUUAGCAGAGGUUCCAAGUUUUACCAAACAACUUCUGCAUGAAGAAGUUAUAGAAUAUAUGAAAUCAAAGAUUGAAACAAGUACAUGUAAACAAUGCCGUGUGCAGAAGAAUACAAUAAAAGAUUUGCAGUUAGAAAACAAAAGAUACAAGAACAACAAUGACAGAACAAUCAGAGAGAAGGACAACGAAAACCGAAGAUUGACAAGAGAAAAUCAAUGUUGGAAGGACGAAAAAAAAUUAAUGGAAGAAAAGUACGUAUAAAAAAGUAGUAAGUCUUGG